Callorhinus ursinus (northern fur seal) is the source of this 2799-nucleotide messenger RNA. RefSeq names its product interferon induced protein 44 like (gene IFI44L). Gene Ontology annotation, biological process: immune response. Lineage: Eukaryota; Metazoa; Chordata; Mammalia; Carnivora; Otariidae. The record is from RefSeq and is a predicted model, not a curated record.
CAGGUCUUGUUCGUACACCUGUUGGGACAUCUUCCUGUGUGUCCUAUUUCACCCUAAGGGAAGCCACAAAUCUCAGCAGAAUCUUCCAGUCUCCAAACUGGGGCUGCUGGAUACAUGAAACAGAACAGCUAACACCACAUGUAAGCUCAAUCCAACUCUUAAAAAACAGAUACAGAACAAUGGCAGUGACAACCAGAUUGACAUGGAGUGAGGAGAAAAGUCUGCAGAAGAUGCUUGGGAAUGUGUCCUUGAGACUUAUUUAUAAGUCUAGUGUCCACGACAGUAACAUUUCUGGUAUGCUUGCUAGGUGCACUUGUCAGGGACUUACUGAAGGAAAGAAGCAGCAGAAUUGUUCUGUUCCUAUGGAAGUUUGGCUCUUGUCUUUAAGUACCUACUGCAUAUUAUUUGACAGGCACAGAAAUCCACUGCUAGCCGAACUCAGAGCCUACAAGCCCUGUGUAGACUUUAUUUUAGAAAUUCGUAUUCUCUUGCUGGGUCCAUUUGGGUCUGGAAAGUCUAGUUUUACCAAUUCAGUGAAGUCUGUUUUCCGAGGCCAUGUGACUCACCAAGCCACAGUGGCGUCUGAUGUCACCAGCAUUACUUAAAAGUAUAGGAUAUAUCCUAUUAAAGAUGGGAAAGAUGGCAAAUGUCUGCCAUUUAGGUUGUGUCACUCCAUGGGGCUACAUGAGAAAGAAGGAGUAGGUUUGUGUGUGGAUUACAUACCCUACAUCUUAAAAGGCUGUGUGCCAGACAGAUACCAGUUGAGCCCCAAUAAACCAAUUAUGCCCAAUCAUCCUACCUUCAUCAGCUCUCCAUCACUGAAGGACAGGAUUCACUGUGUGGCUUAUGUCUUAGAUAUCAACUCUAUUAAUGAUCUCUCCUCUAAGAUGGUGGCAAAGUUCAAACAAGUUCAAAAAGAAGUCUUGAGCUGUGGUACAGCAUGUGUCCUCUUGCUUCCUAAAGCGACUAAUUGCAGUGAAUUUCUUCAGGACAACUUUUUAAACAUGGAUAAACCUAUGACUUCCCAAAGCCAGAUAAUGCAUAUCAGCAAAAUGCUAAAUGAUCCUAUUUAUAAUACCUUUGUGGUUGAAAAUUAUACAUCAGAGUGGGAGCUGGACCCUUUAAAGGACACUCAGAUCCUCUUUGUGCUGAGGCAGAUGUUACGGGUAGCAGAGGACUUCUUUGAGGACUUGCCUUGAGGAAACAGAAGGGAAGACUGGAAGAGAAUGAAAUGCUGGAGAGAAGAAAUGAACAUAGAGGAGGGAGAAUGUUUCACUUGUCUCUGGAUGAAGAUAUGAAUUUAAACUAAUUAAAAAGAACAAAUAUUUCUUAAGGACUUAUGUGUUAUUUCUGUGAAAAAACAAACUUUCUUCCCUUAAUGAACCCAUACCUGAUUUUCAUUAAUUGAAUUCCAAACCAUCCUAGCCAUGUCUCCCAAGUAGAGUGAUCAAAUGAGGUUACAAGUGCAAGUCAAUAAGAAGGUUAUUUUAUACAAGUGCCCCCAAAUGAUUUUAAAAUCCUCUGGGUAGCUGUAAAGUUAGGACCAUUAAUAAAGAAAAAAGGAAUUUCAGAAGAUAGGUUUUAGAUUUUUCCCCCUAAAACCUUAACUCUCUUCUCCCAGUUUCUUAGUAUUUUUCAAGUGAAUAUGUUUAGUUCAAUAGUUAUCCAUAUUAAAGCCAUCUAAUAUACUUUUAGUCAGAAUUAUUGUCUUCUUUGGCAAGCCCUGGGUAUGAUGAGGGCAAGAAUUACUUAGGGAUAGUUUUGGAAAAAGACCUAUUUUCUAAAGCAAAGCUACAGGUAAAGCUGUGCUCCAGUGAAUGUUCAGGAGUCAUGAUUCAGUGGAAGAGAUGGCUGGGGUCUUUAAAAGAAGGAAUAGAAUGGUCACAGAUACUGAAGAGUAGAGCCAGAAGUAGAUAUUGGAAACGAAAGUAGAGUUCCUGCCAGGAUGAUUAUGAAAUAGAUGUAGGGAGCAACAAGUCCAAAAAGUAAGAUGGGUUUGUCUCCAUGUAAUCCACGAUAAAAACAAGCCACAACCAUUGUUGAUUAGAAGACUGAAGGUGAUUGAAGACCCACUACUGUGCUUCACCACCUCUAAGGCCAUAACUCAUCCAUCUCCAGGUGGAGUCAGCAAAAAUCUGGGCAGAGUAAGGUUUUGAUAGAUGCCAAAUUAGAUUCAAGGUGGAACUUCUUUACUCUGUUUGAAGGGGUAGUGUAGAAUACCCUCAUGCAGGAGAUGGAGACCUUGAAAGGAAGAGGAGUAAUGGAGAGAUCAAGAGAGAUAAACAAUGAGGGACUGUCCAGGUGAAUCAAUAUCAUUUGAGAGUAUAAAUAUUGAGGCUAAGUUUCCCUUUUUGUAUUACAAAUGACAGUGUUAGGUAAAGGAUGUCACAAUUCCUAAUUCUCUAAUGCUGUACUACUUUGGGAAUGAUUAAACAUUUUAAUGGAAUUAAAUGUAUAUUUGGGGGUUAGGCUAGAAAGGAUUGGUGAGGGGUGCCUCAAAAAGGGAGAGACGUCUCUUUUAUCUGGGAAAGGACCUUUCCUGACUUUGAGGAUUCUGCUGAUCUUUCUUUACCAUCCUAACAGUAGGACUUACCACUUUGCCACACUUUAGAGGCCAUCCAGGAUUUUUGAAAGUUUACAUAAUUUAAAUUUGAGCUAGAAGUACAGUACAGCCAAAGUCAUUAUUUUUUACCAUAACAGUGCUAAGGGACAUAGUGGAUAAAGCAUAAAUGUAGUGGGAGGUAGAAUAUCACCUAAAGUGAGAGGGAUGUUGUAGACACUUUAAGCAUCAAUACUAGA